Molecule: messenger RNA, 2359 nt
Organism: Amaranthus tricolor (Joseph's coat)
Lineage: Eukaryota; Viridiplantae; Streptophyta; Magnoliopsida; Caryophyllales; Amaranthaceae
Product: cysteine-rich receptor-like protein kinase 44
Exons: 7
Coding region: 128-2122 (664 amino acids)
Biological process (GO): protein phosphorylation
Molecular function (GO): ATP binding; protein kinase activity
Source: RefSeq, a predicted model, not a curated record
GUUUAGACCCUCGCUUCACGCCAAGAUUAGAUUAACCCAAUCACCUUUGUUCAUAUAUGUGGUUUUAGUAUAUCCAAGCAAAUAUUAUAGACCAAUAUCAUCAAUCAAAAAAUCAAAAAAUUAUCAAAUGGCUAAAAAAAUGAUGCCAUCUUCCUUAAUCCAUUCAAUCUCCAUCCUAAUUAUGUUACUAAUAAUUUCCGAUUCAACAUCAGCGUUAGAUUUGUGGUGGAAUUACUGCCCGAACACUACUAUGUUCGGCAACAAUACUAAAUAUGAAUUCAAUCUCAAUAAACUUUUCAAUUAUCUAACAACCAAUGCAACAACCCUUUCUCGCUAUCACCAAGCAAGUGUUAACGAUAGCGUGUAUGGUCAUUUCCUAUGCCGUAGCGACUUGACCACUUCCGCAUGCCAAAAUUGCGUAACGGUUGCCACCACGCAAGACAUACCAAUAAAAUGUCUGAAUCGAAAAAACGUAAUAUUAUGGUACGAUACGUGUUUGGUCAGGUAUUCUAACCAAUCAUUUUUCGGUACAAUGGACGCAUACCCAGGAAUUGAAUUUAAUAAUGUGAAUAACAUAACGGGAAAUGUUACACGAUAUGAGGAAGUACUAGGGAAUAUGAUGAAUAAUGUGAUUGCUGUUGGAGCGGCGGCUGGUGGGCAGAGGAAAUUCUCGAUAGAUUCGGUAGUUUUUUCAAGUUUUCAGAAAAUAUAUGGGAUGGGGAUGUGUACGCCGGAUAUAAGUCAAAUUGAGUGUAAUGAAUGCUUAGUGCGUGCGUUUGAUUUAAUAACAACGCACACUCAGGGUGGUAGAAUUUUGGUGCCUAGUUGUUUCGUUCGGUAUGAGAUUUAUCCUUUAUUUGAUUUGUCGUUGCUGGCUUCGCCACCACAGUCGUUGCCAUCACAACAGCCACCACCAUCACCACGACGGUUUAGGGAGAAGAAAAAAACUUCAACGAAGACGAUGAUCUUCUUCACAGUCAUCCCUAUAAUGGCCCUCAUACUAGCUUUUCUUUCAAUCGCCAUUGGUUAUUUCAGAUAUAAGAACUCAAAGAAACAUCAAUUUUUGGUCGAACCAGGUGAAGAUUUUACUGAUACGGAGAUCUUUCAGUAUGAUUUAGAAACAUUACAAGUUGCAACAAAUAAUUUUUCAGAUGAGAAUAAACUGGGUGAAGGUGGAUUUGGCGGUGUCUACAAGGGCAUACUAUCAAAUGGGCAGCAAAUAGCGGUGAAGAGACUGUCUAUGAACUCUACCCAAGGAUUUGAACAAUUCAAGAAUGAGAUUUCAUUAGUAGCCAAGCUUCAGCAUAGGAAUUUAGUGAGAGUAUUGGGAUUUUGCUUUGAGGGUUCGGAAAAGCAACUAGUCUAUGAAUACGUUCCCAACAAUAGCCUCGACAAAUUUCUCUUUGAUAAUCGAGGACUAUUAGACUGGACAAAGCGUUAUAAAGUCAUUAAGGGCAUCGCUAGGGGCAUGCUUUAUUUGCAUCACGAUUCUCAACUUAGGAUUAUACACCGAGAUCUUAAGGCAAGUAAUGUUUUACUGGAUGCUGAAAUGAACCCUAAGAUUUCAGACUUUGGUUUGGCAAGGAUUUUUGGUAUGGAUCAAAGCCAAGAAAACACUAGCAGGAUUGUCGGAACAUAUGGAUACAUGUCUCCAGAGUAUGCAAUGCAUGGAGAAAUCUCUAAUAAAUCAGAUGUAUAUAGCUUUGGUGUGUUGGUCUUGGAAAUAGUAAGUGGUAAGAGAAAUAACACAUUUUAUCAAUCAGGCGAUACAGAAGACCUUCUCUGCUUUGCUUGGAAGAAAUGGAGAGAUGGCAUGGUUAUAGAAUUCAUUGAUGAAACAAUAAGGGAGUCAUGCUCACAUGAUGAGGUUAUGAGAUGUAUACACCUUGGUUUGCUUUGUGUUCAAGAAUCAGCUGAAGAUAGACCUUCCAUGGCCACAAUAGUGCUUACAUUAGAUAGCUACUCUGUCACACUCCCAAUACCCGAAGGACCAGGUUUCUCUAUAAGGUCUAGAGGGAAAUCAUCCUUCACUAAGGAUACAAUUAAUUCAAACAACUCGUCGGGAAAUUCAGCACCUUUGUCCGUCAAUGAUGUCUCAAUCACCGAACCAGAGCCUAGGUAAUAUUUUGGCAAACAAAUCACGACUCGAGUCUCGAUUUGUUACACUUACCAAGAGGUGUUUAUUGGGUCGGGAUCAAAAAAGACCCUUGUUUUGAUGAUGUUAGAAUUUACUUUUUACUUUGAAAUUUGGAAAAUAUAACUUUACAUCACCUAACCUAUGUUAUGAUUGUUUGUGCUAAAACAUCAUUUAAUACAUAUACUAAUAUGUUUGUUUUUGAGUUUGUUUAUACGCCUUUGA